Molecule: messenger RNA, 1787 nt
Organism: Andrographis paniculata
Lineage: Eukaryota; Viridiplantae; Streptophyta; Magnoliopsida; Lamiales; Acanthaceae
Product: mitochondrial fission protein ELM1
Exons: 10
Coding region: 247-1539 (430 amino acids)
Biological process (GO): mitochondrial fission
Cellular component (GO): mitochondrial outer membrane
Source: RefSeq, a predicted model, not a curated record
CACAAAUCCACAUAAAUACGGGGUGGGUUGUGUUGGAGACGAUUUCUGGUGCAAAAUUGGAGGAAUUCUCCCACUGUUGGAGAUACCCUAAUCAAUGAGAAUUUUCCGCAAACUAGCUUCGUAAUUAUUCAACUGAAUCCCUCGCCAGUUCAAAUCUAUUCAAUUCCCAAAUUCCAAUCAAGCAGAAUCACUAACUAGGGUUUUAGAUUCGAUUCGAUUCGCUUUCCUUUCAAUCUUCUGUCUGUGAUGAAGCCGAUUAGGCUUCCGGAGCCUCCCGCGAGCCCGCAUCCGAUGGGCGGCGGAGGGCUGCCUGAUAUUUUUCAGGGUGAUGUUUACGGUGUCGUCCGCCGUGCCGUUGUGAUUGGCAACGGGUUUACGUCUUCGGAGAAUCAGAGCAUCGGGUUGGUUCAUGCGUUGGGUUUAUCUGAAAAUCAAACUCUCUACCGGGUCGCAAGACCAAGAGGAGGGAUCAAUGAGUGGUUACACUGGCUGCCAGUUUCUUUACAUAAGAAGUUGUACUAUAUUAUGAGUCUGAUGUGUGAUUAUUCACAACUUUUGAUUGGUAGAAGAGGGAAGAGAUUAAUUCAUUUGCCUAAGGAGAAUGGUGCUGGUGUAGGUUUGUCAUCAGUGUUGGAAGCUGAUGUAAAGAGUAUUGUAAGGAUGGCUAAAGAAAACUUUGAGAAGGAUGGUCCUCUACUUCUGGUUGCAUCUGGUAGAGAUACAAUUUCAACUGCAAGUUCUAUAAAGAGAUUAGCUUCUGACAAUGUGUUCGUUGUCCAGAUUCAGCAUCCAAGAUCUCAUUUGGAAAGGUUUGAUAUGGUGAUUACCCCCCAGCAUGAUUAUUUCCCAUUAACCUCUCGUGGGCAGGAGCAGAUUCCUCGCAUUUUCCGGAAAUGGAUAACACCUUAUGCUCCUCCUGAUGAGCGUGUUGUCCUCACAGUUGGAUCUCUUCAUAAUGUUGAUGCUGCUGCACUUCGUAGUGCAGCUAAUGCUUGGCAUGAUGAGUUUGCACCUUUGCCGAAGCCCUUGCUUGUAGUAAACAUUGGAGGGCCUACAAGGUACUGCAGAUACGGUGCAGACCUAGCAAAACAGCUGAUCACUUCUCUCCACAAUGUACUUACUAGCUGUGGAAGCGUGAGGAUAUCUUUCUCAAGGAGGACACCUGAAAAGGUUUCUAAAGUGAUAAUCAAAGAACUGGGAACUCAUCCCAAAAUAUACAUAUGGGAUGGUGAAGAACCCAAUCCUCACAUGGGCCAUCUGGCAUGGGCUGAUUCUUUUGUUAUCACUGCUGAUUCAGUGACUAUGCUGAGCGAAGCUUGCAGCACUGGGAAACCUGUUUAUGUUGUUGGAGGCGAACGCUGUAAGUGGAAGUUUGUGGAGUUCCACCAGAAAUUAAGGGAGAAGGGCCAGGUUCGACCAUUCACAGGUUUUGAGGAUAUGUCCGAAAGCUGGAGCUAUCCUCCGUUAAAUGAUACUGCAGAGGCAGCAAAUCGGGUUCGCAAAGCACUCAGCGAACGCGGAUGGGGACUACGGGCAUAGUAAAUUUAGUUUUCAUGCACUUUUCUGAUACCAUAAUUCGUUAGUUAUUCGUUUUCCAUACAAGCCAGUAAUGUUUUGUUACGGAAAUUUUGUAUAAUGAGAAAAGUGAGAGAGUUGCAUUAUUUCUUGAACUGACCCUGACCCCCAUUGGGAAUUUGGGAUCUCUCCCAUACGUGUAAAAUAAAAUGGUUUGUUCGUCUUGUAAAUUUUGAUGAGUUUUGGGUAUAAAAAGUAAAUGGAUUUUGUCA